Lytechinus pictus (painted urchin) is the source of this 3055-nucleotide messenger RNA. RefSeq lists its product as uncharacterized. Lineage: Eukaryota; Metazoa; Echinodermata; Echinoidea; Temnopleuroida; Toxopneustidae. The transcript has a single exon. Bases 163 to 1767 code for a protein of 534 amino acids. The record is from RefSeq and is a predicted model, not a curated record.
GAAACAGAACGAUAUAUAUCUCUUGUCCACCUUUGUCAUGUUGUUUGUUAAUACGGAUGAUGAGUCAAUUUUAAACGCAUCGUAGAAUGUUUAAGUAACGUGAUUUCCAUUGAAAAAUACAAAUCGGAAUUCAGGAGUCACCCAAAAGCUACACCUCGAAGCAUGGCUACUACAUCAUUGAUCUUUGUUAUGUCUUUAAUAUAUGGGGUAUCAUCAAUGUGCUAUCAUAGUAAUCCUAAAAGAUUCGUCACCAAUCCAAAGAGUGUCAUAGUGAAGGAAGGUGAAAAUGCAACAUUCACUUGCGUUGUCUCUAACUUCAAUCAAGGCACUGAUAGCAUUACCUGGUUCAUAAACCCAACGUUGCAUGACCACGAUACUAAGGAUUCAUUCAAUGAAAACGCUCGAGAAAUGACAUCUACUUUGACAGUCUACCGCGUUGGACAUGUUGGAAGAAGAGAACAAUCUCACCACUGCGUGUUGUAUGCUCUUGACAAAAACUAUAACUUGCACAUGUGUCAUUCCAAGACUGGAACGUUGCAUGUUCAGUAUUUUCCCAAAAGAGACGAACUGCAAUGUGGACCAAAGGACCGAUUGAUUUUCGACGAGAAAGAUAUCAUUCAGCCCUGGUGUAACACUUCGUACUUGGACUCAUCGAUGCUGGUGAUGUGGUAUUUAGACAAUAUCACUAUUUAUCCAGUGAACUUUAACGAUCAAAAUAAUAAUACACAGGGGCUUCCCAAAUCAUUUGAAGCAGCACAUGAACUUCACAACAAAUACCUCACAUGUGUUCUUUCUUCCCCGACGUCCUUUCCUGGACAAGAGGUAUCAUGCUCGAUUGGUCCUAUCAUCGUUAAUGGCAAACCAACGAGAGUGCCACAGAUUGCAAGCGCCAGUUUUGGAACACUAGCAACCAGCGUCCAAAACUUGACUUUCAGCUACACUGUUGACAAAGAUGCUGUUACUGUUCUUGGUAAAAAUGGUAAAGUUGAAGGAUUAUCCGAUCCAGCAAGUACCUCUACAAUUCCUUAUCCGGGUGCUUCGUUGAUGACAGUUAGACCUACUGUCAGUGAUCUAGAUGAUGUCAGCAGCGGUGUGGCUGUUCAUGACAUAAUUCCUUCGGCUGCGGACAAUGAAAUCCCUAUUCUGACAAAAAACCAUUAUCUUACCAUAACCAUAGGAGCCAUCAUAGCUGCAGUUCUUCUGAUCACCUGCCUAUUUUCUGUUCUCAUAAUCGUCCUGUACAUGCAUUUUAAUCAACCUAACCAUGCUAACAGAACUCUCACUUUUAGUGACUUCCAGGAACUUCAAAAAAUUGCCGGCAUAAUUCCAUUACCACAGCAGGAAGCAUGUCAGUACUCCAGAGAGGAUGAUGUGAAUAUUGACGAACCCGAUUAUGCUGAACCGCAAUCAUGGAACGCACCACUUUCCCCAAGACCAACCCAUCAUGACAUCACUUGCUGGAGGGAUUCCUGUGAUUCAAAGAUCUUUGAUUCUAGGCACCAAGACAGUUCGAGUAGCUCGAUCACAAUGAGUUCGACAAGUUCACGCGAUCCAUCUGACGACGUUACAAGCAGAGGGUCUGAAAAUGAAAGUUCCCCUGAUCUAAAAUCAAACCGACAUUCCCCAGGAUUCAUAUAUGGUAAUCAGCUCGUGGUGGAUAUGGAUGCACAAUCUUCGAAGACAGCUAAAGCAAGUUGUACUGGCAGACAGAUAGACACGUCAUCCAAGUUUCCUACUCCCCCUCCCCUUCCAAACAGAAAGGAAUAAAGUUGUAAAGACUUUAAAAACAAUAUUAAAGUCCAGAAAAACAAACAAUACUUACCAUGCUUACUGUCAUUUCCGCUUAGCUCCACAACAUGCUUGAAUACUCUAGUGGCCCGGGGUGGAGGGGGCGAGCUAGGAUUUGAAAAGGGUAGGGGUGUGCGGCCCGGAAAUCUGAAAUUAUACCCAUGCUAACUAAAGUUACUAGGAAAUCAGGGGCUUACGAACUAGGUGCAUCCUCUGCAAAAGGGGAUGCAUAGGAACUGGAAAUGGGGGUAUCCGAAUACGCCUGAACUGAGGGGGCUUAGGAAGGGGGGAGGGACGAGUUGGUCAAUGAUAACGGGUGAAAAUGAUAAUUUUCCUAAGUCAUGAUGGAGAGUCGAAUGCGGUCAUGCAUUCUCGAUGAACCAUUCCCAUUUCAUGAUUGCUAUUUUUUGUUCAAUCUAGUCCUUAAUGUGUAAUAGUUCUGGGGAAAUCAAGGGCCGAAAGCUUUCCCGAAUUUUACUAUGUCCUAUACGUUCCCGCAUAUCUCAUUACAAGCCUAAAGGACAGGUCGCGAUACAUUUUAUCUGCUACCAAAUGGAUUGCAGAACCAUCUUAAACUGAUUCUCAAUAUGGACAAUGAUUGUGAUUUCACCACUCACGUCAAUUAAUGUUUGUGUGUUGUGGAAACUGUAUUUAACCAAUAACAUUACGUACAGAAUGAGAGUUUAUGAAAAGGCGUAAAAUAUGUCUCAGAUAUGGCAAGAAACGUCCUUGUCUUAGGACGAUACAUGUUGUACCGUAUUAAGCGUGAGUUCGAUACCAUCCAUGUAAAUACGCUUACACAUAAUGCGAAAUUUAUCCAAUAAAUAUUCGGUGUGAGUACGGUAAAAAAUGAAUAUGGAGUAAUAAUAUAAAUUGGUCGAAAGACAAUUUUUGUCAUUUAAUAAUAUAUAAGGACAUACUGAGCUCGUUUUACACAAAAAAUGAAAAACAAACAUCAAAUUUUAUGUUUCUUUUUUUAUAUUUUACAGUUUCAUUUACUACGGAGAUUUCUUUGAAAAUGCAAGUCAAAUCACAAUGGAGAGCAGAGAGGCUUUUGUCGAAAGUUGGUGGACCUGGACAGUAUCGGAAUCUCUUGACUCUUGACAACGACAUAUUUUUAUUUGUUCAUCUGGUGCAAAUCUUCGGAUGAUCUGCUGUCCUAGUCCAUGAGCUUUAGACAAAAGCCUCUCAGCUCUUCAUUAUGAUUUUAAUUGCGUUCUCAUAGAAAUCGAUGCAUUGUAGUGAGUGACUCCGUAGUAAAUGCUAA